CGCUGCUACCCAUCGAAUCAUAAGAAUGCGUUUUUUUGGAGAGGAGACUGCUUGCACAGGCCACGCCAAACAUGUGAAGUCGAGGAGCUACGGAGAAACCAUCGGUGCAGGCAUGGGGCCAUGGGCUCCCUGACCAGUGGACGCUUCCAGCUUCCGCGGAACGCUAGUCCAGGCCCGGUAUUGAGCGAGAGCUCGUGUCCAGCCAGCGCUAUGAAGCAUCGCUGCUUUAACUACCAUAUGCUUAGUCACGAUAUUACGGCAUAUUCAUCUCGACAGCACUUUGCCUUCCUUCCGAAGCUUGGGACGUCGUCAUGA
Molecule: messenger RNA, 315 nt
Organism: Colletotrichum orchidophilum
Lineage: Eukaryota; Fungi; Ascomycota; Sordariomycetes; Glomerellales; Glomerellaceae
Exons: 1
Source: RefSeq, a predicted model, not a curated record